Molecule: messenger RNA, 1239 nt
Organism: Dissoconium aciculare CBS 342.82
Lineage: Eukaryota; Fungi; Ascomycota; Dothideomycetes; Mycosphaerellales; Dissoconiaceae
Product: FAD/NAD(P)-binding domain-containing protein
Exons: 2
Coding region: 1-1239 (412 amino acids)
Molecular function (GO): FAD binding
Source: RefSeq, a predicted model, not a curated record
AUGCCUGCAUCGAACAAAGCAUCAAAUGAACCCCAUGUGCUUAUCAUCGGAGCUGGCUUGACCGGUCUCAUACUAGCUCAUGGGCUAGGAAACCGUGGGAUCAAGUACGAGAUCUUCGAUGAGGCCGAAGCAGCCGGCAGCUAUGCUACACGCGAGUGGACUAUGGGCAUUCACUGGAGCGCAAAUGUAUUAUACGACCUGUUGCCACCGCACGUCUCGUCUCGUAUAGUGAGCGAAGCAUCCGUAGAUCCGUCGCUCGAUUAUUCCUCCCCGCCGAACAACGGUACCCGGAUAUAUGAUGGUCAAACGGGCAAGGCUUUCCAGGAAGUAACGACCGAAGGCCGACUACUCCGAGUGUCGCGAGCACGACUCAGGAAGCUGUUUAGUGAAGGCGUCGAUGUCAGGUAUGAUCAUAAGCUUAUCCGACUAUCGUACUCUGGUGAUGGUACCUCGGUCACCGGUCGCUUCUCCAACGGCGCUGAAUACUCUGGUACUGUGGUCUGUGGGACCGAUGGAUGGCGCUCCGCUGUUCGAAGCGAGCUGUUCGGACCAGAGAAGGCCAGAGCUGCGCCUAUGAGCGGAGCCGUUCAUCUGUCUGCAGCAUUCUCCUACCGCGACGCCGCAGUAGCGCAACACGUCCGAACUGCACAUCCGGUCUUCUCCUGGGCACUCGAUCCCGAAGUUUUCGUGUUUGUUAGCAUUCAAACCACCCCAGACCCGAAUUCGCCGGCCGACUGGGGCUUCUAUCUUCUGCUUGGGUGGUUGGGCGAGAAGGAUACGACAUUGUCCAAUGCACAAAGGCUGGCCCUCGCCAAAAAGAAAGCCGCCUCUAUCGCUGAGCCCUUUCGCACUGCCGUCCAAGCUAUUCCCGACGAUACCAUUUUAUCGUACAGUGAUAUUAACAGCUGGGUUGCACAACCUUGGGACACCCAUCAAGGCCGCGUCACCCUCGCCGGUGAUGCCGCUCACCCGAUGCCGCCUUAUCGCGGACAGGGCCUCAAUAAUGCUAUUCUCGAUGUUCAAAACUUCAUCGAGGCCAUGGCUAAAUUGAAGGACUCCCGAGCAGACGCCGGCACAGCUCUUGCCUUACAGACAGAGCUCAUCGAGGAGUAUAGCACCGAAGUGGUGAAGCGCGGAGCAGCAGAGACGGAGUUGAGCACCAAAACCGCUUAUGAAAUGUUGCAGUACCACGACUUCAUGCGUGAGGUGAAGUAUGGACUCGCGCGGAAAGGACACUGA